UGAAGUGUAACCAUGUUGUUUAGUUGGAGCCGUUUGUCUGGACUCGGCCUGGUAGAGUAGCAGCAGGUUAGGAGGUGACUCACCACUCAGCUUGUCUGUAAGUCGAGCCUUUUUAAUGCCUUUCUGUCUGUACUGAUCUGACUCAUCCAAAAUGGCUGUAACUUAUAACACACACCUCUCUGAUUUUGUUCAACGUGAAUAUGAAGGGUUGUCUGCCAAUUACACAUGUAAUCAGCUUUCUACAAUUCUCCACACCUGUUUUUCUGUACUUAAACCCUCUCCUCCUCCCUCCAGGCGUUGUCCCCUGCCCCUGCGUCCACCGUGGGAAGCCCUGUAGGCAGCUCCAUCAGUCUAAUUCCGGAGGACGGACUUCCUCCCAUCCUCAUCUCAACCGGAGUUAAAGGAGGUGUGAGGGGACACAGCACAGCAUCACCACCCUCAGACUAUGCGGUGGACGAGCGUCCCUCUGAGAUGGUUCUGAUACAGCAGCUGGAGGAGGGAGGUCCUGACCCCUUGGUGUGUUUGCUCAACGCUAACCUGCUGGCCAUGGUCAACCUGGUCAACUACGUAAACAGGAAGUGUUGGUAUGUGACCACUAAGGGGAUGCAUGCAGUGGGCCAGGCCGAGGUGGUGGUGCUUCUGCAGUGUCUACUUGACGAGAAGAGCAUCCCCAAAGACCUCUUCAGCCACUUUGUACAGCUCUACCAGGAGGCCCUCACAGGUAAUGUCCUGACCCACCUGGGCCAUUCGUUCUUCACCCAGAGUUUCCUGGGCAGCAGGGAGCAUGGAGGGUUCCUCUACGUCUCCCCAUCUUUCCAGUCCCUCCAGGACCUGAUGCUCCCCAACCCCCCCUACCUGUUUGGGGUGUUGCUGCAGAAGUGGGAGACCCCCUGGGCCAAGAUGUUCCCCAUCAGACUCAUGCUGCGGCUGGGCGCCGAGUACAGAUGACUUCCGUAACUACCAGUACACGUUGUCCCUAGUGAAGGGUCUGGUGGUGAAGAAGACCUGCAUCAAGAUCCCCAGCAACCGAUACAACGAGCUGAUGAAGGCGAUGAACACGUCCAAUGAACA
Molecule: messenger RNA, 1071 nt
Organism: Oncorhynchus gorbuscha (pink salmon)
Lineage: Eukaryota; Metazoa; Chordata; Actinopteri; Salmoniformes; Salmonidae
Product: zinc finger FYVE domain-containing protein 9-like
Exons: 6
Coding region: 472-948 (158 amino acids)
Biological process (GO): endosomal transport; liver development
Cellular component (GO): early endosome membrane; endosome
Source: RefSeq, a predicted model, not a curated record